AUGUCUACCGUGUCGCACAAUCGCCAGGAGCCUUUCCCCCUGGGGACGCUGCUCAACAGCGAGUCCGGGAAAACUUACAAAGUCGAAGAGAUCCUUGCGGACCGCAGAAAGCCUUUGCUGUGCGUGUACCGGGCUUCGUACGCUUCCCUCUCCCCCGGGCCUUUAUGCCAGCUAACACCUCUGCCUUCGGUAAGCACCGAGGGCAAGGAGUUCAUCGUCAAAGACAUCGUUAAGGGAGAGUUCGAAUACCAGCUUUCUAUCCACAAGACAUUGGGCAACUCCCCUCGCAUCCGGACCGUGAUCGACACGAUCAAAGAGUCGGACAUGUUCAUCUACCCCUUCCGGUCCACCGACCUGCUCCGCUGCGCCCAACAGCCCCUGUCCGCAGAGACGAGACGCAAUAUCCUCCGCACCGCUCUGCAGGGGUUGGCUGAAAUGCACGAUCAUGAUAUAGUACACAACGACAUUAAACCCAACAACAUCGUUUUGGACCAUGAGGGUCUUACAGUCAGCAAUAUUCAGAUCUCGGACCUUGAUGAUACUGUUAUCGUGCCGCCUGGCAAAUGGCUAAGGGGUCCUCUUUGCGGCAAUGCCAUGUGGAGGAGCCCUGAGAGCUGGUGUCGGUCUGCGCAGAACCAGGCAUCUGAUAUCUUCUCGUUUGCAAUUGUGACCAUAUACGUGAUGAUAAACGAAAUGGUCUUCCGCGUCGACGACGAGAUGCUUGCUGCGCCUGACGCAUGGCGACAUAUCCUGGUUCGCCAUCUCUCAUACUUCGGGGGCGAAACGGCCGAGGGCCUUGAGGGCCUUCUAAAUCAUAUUGGCGUGGACAAUCCCUUUUUCAAUCGUUUUUUGGAACUUGCGAAUGAGCUUGGUCCACACAAUCCGAGACACCCCGUCGAGCGGUGGACGUAUCUUGAUCCGGAGCUAAGGGACCUGCUCAAAAACAUGACAAACCUGGAUCCGAGUAGCAGGAUUACCGCACGGGGGGCUUUGGAACACCCUUGGUUCAAGGGCGCAGAUUUAUUAGUUUGA
Molecule: messenger RNA, 1032 nt
Organism: Aspergillus mulundensis
Lineage: Eukaryota; Fungi; Ascomycota; Eurotiomycetes; Eurotiales; Aspergillaceae
Exons: 3
Coding region: 1-1032 (343 amino acids)
Biological process (GO): mitotic DNA damage checkpoint signaling; protein phosphorylation
Cellular component (GO): nucleus; cytoplasm
Molecular function (GO): protein serine/threonine kinase activity; ATP binding
Source: RefSeq, a predicted model, not a curated record